This is a messenger RNA of Lytechinus variegatus (green sea urchin), 1667 nucleotides long. RefSeq lists its product as uncharacterized. The record is from RefSeq and is a predicted model, not a curated record. Lineage: Eukaryota; Metazoa; Echinodermata; Echinoidea; Temnopleuroida; Toxopneustidae. The transcript has 5 exons. Bases 488 to 1240 code for a protein of 250 amino acids.
GUUGCUCUUUGUGUUGCUGUUCUCCAUGCUGUUUCUAUUCGUUUGUGUUUGGUGGGGUUUUUUCAGGCGGUCGAGCAUGUUGAAAGAAAUAGUUCAGCGGACUCCAACAAAUCGAAUGGUAUUCCUUGGAUCGUGAAGGGGUGCAGUCGAGGGGCUAUCUGGUCCCCCUCGGAUAACACGAGGGGUGCAAGCCUUUACCCAUUCGCGUGCCAGUGUCGAGGAUCAAGGGCAGAGUGUAACAAUCAGGUUAAAGAUUUUAACAGAAUUCUACAGAGAGUCAGGGAGGAUGUGACUGUGUGACCAUGACUUGACCUUUGGCUUGACCCGGAAUCCAUCCUAUCCAUCGACGUUGUUCUCACGGACCGAUAUCAAUCUUCCCGUAAUCGACCCAUAUACGGACAUAUCAGAAUCAUCCGGGUUCCUUCGGCUGUGAGAACGUCACAGUUUUCAUAUUCGCAAAGAGGUUGCUCUCGCCCGAUCCGUCGUCAUGUUCAAAUCAGUCCGACGAGCCGUGGUCCAGGGAGUGGAGAAGACAUGGCACACGUUCGCUUCUCAUGGAGAGGGCCGAGGCGACAGCCAGUGGGAGGGGGAAACCAACCGAUUCAAGAGGGAGGUUCUUAUUACCAGCAAGGAUCUUGGAGUAGGGACAGACCCGGAUGUUAUGCUUGAUGCCAUCCGGAGGAUAGGACAUCUAGCUUGGGCUGGUGGUCCAGACGCAGCAAAGGCCGCCGCUUCCUCCCUGGACCUCCUGCUCAGCUACCUCUCCGAUCGGGAGACCAGCAUCAGGAUUCGUACGCAGAUCGUGCGGUCCCUCAGCGAGAUCUACCGAGGUCAUCGCGACCACGGGGAAAAGUUCCGAUCCAUGGGCGUGAUCACCGUCCUCGCCGACCUCCUGAAGAAGUACAACGAUUCGGCGUUGCUCCGCUGGUGUUGCUACACUCUCUUCACGAUGUGCGCAGGCUCACUGGUCAACGUGGGAUUGGUGGAAGCACAUGAUUUGAAGGAAAACUUCACUGUUCUGGCGAGCUUGUCUUGGAAGGGCUGGCCGAAAAACUAUGCUCGGAUGAUGCUGCUGAUGGUGGGAUAUGCCAAAGAGGAAGAAUUUAAAGAGACGGAGGAGGAGGAGGAAGAUGAAGAAGCAAGCGAUCAUCCAAUGCCCCUGAAAGACAUCCUGAAAGGCAGGAGAACAGCAGAGAUGAGCGUCAUCAAGAAGAAGUCCUUGGACGUUCCUGCGCUCUGAAUGAACCAGAAUCCCGGGAGUUUUUGUUUUGCGACACAUGGAGGGUUCAAGGACACAAUGAAUGUAUAGAAAACUCUUGUUAAAUAACAAGAAUAAGCUGGGAGGUCUUUGUCAUGAAAUGGUGAAGACAACAGCAGUUUCAUCCUUUCGGAGCUGACAAAAAGAACUGCAAAUAUGUUGUUUGUCCAGAGUUCAGGACGAACCAAUUUCGACAAGGAUUUCUUGGAUGUUCUGUCACGAAGGGCAUUUGACAAUACAUAUCUAUAUUUCUCAAACCCUCAGAACGUUGCAGAGUGAAAAUACACAGCACUGUUCUACGAGACCUUCAAUAGUCUAUGUUCAAGGAUAUCAUUGAAUUGUCUUCUUGGGCUAUCUUGCCAAGAUAUUUCAUACACCCCAAUUCUCUGUAUUACACAAGAAAUGCAAA